Bacidia gigantensis is the source of this 2712-nucleotide messenger RNA. RefSeq names its product bifunctional hydroxyacyl-CoA dehydrogenase/enoyl-CoA hydratase fox2 (gene FOX2). The coding region runs from base 1 to 2712 and encodes 903 amino acids. The record is from RefSeq and is a predicted model, not a curated record. The transcript is spliced from 4 exons. NCBI's taxonomy places the organism in Eukaryota, Fungi, Ascomycota, Lecanoromycetes, Lecanorales, Ramalinaceae. Gene Ontology annotation, molecular function: oxidoreductase activity.
AUGACAGAUCUACGCUUUGACGGACAAUGUGCGGUGGUGACUGGCGCAGGUGGAGGGCUUGGAAAGGCUUACUGCCUGUUCUUUGGUAGCCGUGGUGCCAACGUCGUCGUCAAUGAUCUUGGUGGUGCUCUCAAAGGCGAUGGCAAGUCUACAGAAGCUGCAGACUCCGUCGUUAGAGAAAUUCGUGCAAAUGGCGGCAAUGCGGUUGCCAACUACGACAGCGUGGAAAAUGGGGACAAAAUCGUCGACACUGCCAUCAAUGCGUUUGGCAGAAUUGAUAUACUGAUAAACAGUGCUGGGAUAUUACGAGACGUUGCUUUUAAGAAUAUGUCCGACCUUGAUUGGGAUCUCGUGAUGAAGGUCCACGUCAAGGGAGCAUAUAAGUGUGCCAGAGCUGCUUGGCCUCAUUUUAGGAAGCAAAAGUAUGGGCGAGUAAUCAACACAGCGUCAGCGGCAGGUCUUUUUGGAAGCUUCGGCCAGUGCAACUAUUCAGCUGCCAAACUGUCCCAGGUUGGUUUCACAGAGACUCUGGCAAAAGAAGGUUAUAAGUACAACAUCAUUUGCAAUGUGAUUGCUCCUAUUGCAGCAAGCAGAAUGACGGAGACCGUCAUGCCACCUGAUCUCCUUGAGAAUUUGAAGCCAGACUGGGUCGUACCUCUCGUCGCAGUGCUUGCCCACUCUUCAAAUACUCAUGAAACAGGAUCUAUUUUCGAAGUCGGUGGUGGCCAUGUUGCAAAAAUACGGUGGGAGCGCGCCAAAGGUGCAUUGUUGAAAACAGGACCUAGCUUGACGGCUGGUGCGAUUUUAGAAAAUUGGACUUCUGUCAACGACUUUUCGACACCAGAAUAUCCCACAGGCCUUGCGGAUUUCAUGAGCUUGCUUGAAGAGGCUCAGAAGCUAAAGGACAACGAAUCUGGCGAGAGGGUUGACCUCAGCGGGAAAGUAGCCCUAAUCACGGGUGCCGGAGGAGGACUAGGUCGCGCAUAUGCCCUACUGUUCGCCAAGCAUGGUGCCUCCGUGGUCGUCAAUGACUUAAUAAACCCCGACGCCGUCGUACAGGAGAUUCAGAAACUAGGCGGCAAAGCGGUCGGCGCCAAGGCGUCCGCUGAAGAUGGCGAGAUAAACGUCAAGGCUGCCAUCGAUAAUUUCGGUCGGAUAGAUAUUUUGGUCAACAACGCGGGGAUACUGAAGGACAAAGCAUUUACCAACAUGGACGACCAACAAUGGGACCAAGUCAUCAGUGUGCAUUUGCGUGGAACAUACAAGACAACAAAGGCUGCUUGGCCCUACUUCUUGAAGCAGAAGUAUGGCAGGAUCGUUAACACCACUAGUACUAGCGGCAUCUACGGGAACUUUGGACAAGCAAACUAUGCUGCUGCAAAGCUCGGAAUCCUCGGCUUUUCUCGUGCUUUGGCACGCGAAGGUGCAAAGUACAAUAUACAUGUGAACACUAUUGCGCCAAAUGCGGGGACGAACAUGACGAGAAGUAUAAUGCCGGAGGAAAUGGUCCAAGCCUUCAAACCAGAUCAGGUUGCUCCUAUGGUUGUCGCACUGUGCUCUGAUAAGGUGCCUCAGCCUUCUACUGGAGGCCUUUUCGAAGUCGGUAGCGGAUGGCACGCACGAACACGGUGGCAAAGGAGUGGGGGCCACGGUUUCCCUAUUGAUGUCACAUUAACCCCCGAAGCCGUAUCCAAGGCCUGGAACAGUAUCGUCGAUUUCAGCGAUGGGCGAGCAGAUCAUCCCGAAGACGGGCAAGAUGGGGUGAAGAGCAUAAUGAAGAAUAUGCGAAACAAGAGCAUCUACGAAGGAAGCCCUGAUCAUGAAGAACCCCAUCAUCUUGCCAACAUUGCAGCAGCGAAGAAACUACAGGCGAAAGGAUCGCAUUACAGUUACGACGACCGGAAUGUCAUCUUGUACAACCUGAGUCUUGGUGCGAAGCGAACAGACUUACCCUUGGUGUUUGAAAGCUCGGACUCCUUUCAGAUACUCCCUACUUUUGGAGUCAUUCCCCCUUUUGGUGCCGAAAUACCUUGGAACAUUAGCGAUAUUAUGCCCAAUUUUUCGCCGAUGAUGUUGUUGCACGGUGAGCAAUACCUUGAGAUCAAAAAAUUCCCCAUUCCCACGGCCGCAACACUUGUAAGCUAUCCCAAGCUUGUUGAGGUACUGGAUAAAGGCAAAUCGGCCGUUAUGAUAACUGGGAGUUCAACGAAAGUCCUGGCGACGGGCGAGGAUGUCUUCUAUAAUGAAUCUGCAGUCUUUGUCCGCGGCAGUGGAGGGUUCGGCGGUCCUGGAAAGGGCACAAACCGUGGAGCUGCAACAGCGGUCCACCAACCGCCGAAACGGCAGCCGGACUCGGUGGUUGAGGAGGCAACAACAGACGAUCAGGCAGCACUGUAUCGUUUGAAUGGGGAUCGAAAUCCGCUGCACAUAGACCCGGAAUUCUCGAAGAUCGGAGGCUUCAAAACGCCAAUUCUGCACGGCCUCUGUUUCUUUGGUAUCAGCGGCAAGCACGUGCUUCAGACAUACGGAGAGUUCAAGAACAUCAAAGUGAGAUUUGCAGGCACUGUCAUACCCGGGCAGACGCUCAGGACUGAGAUGUGGAAAGAAAGGAACCUGAUUAUCUUCCAGACGAAGGUGGUAGAGACCGGUAAGCUUUGCAUAGCAGCAGCAGGGGCUGAGUUGAGAACAGAUGGAAAGCAUUCGAAGUUAUAG